AUGGCAAAUAAGAAUGAUUCUGAAACCAAGAAUUCUACAGCCAAACCAAAGAUAGUGACUGCAAAAAAUGCCUCCCCGAAAACGUGGCCUGAUUUUGAUGCCUCAUCCAAACAAACUAAAAAACUUCAGACUCGCCAUUAUAGCUAUGUUGACCUGAAGGACAUCUUGCCUGAAACUGUGGUGGAUGUUUAUGGUGUUGUCAAGUUCUUUAAACUACCUCAGAAAACACGAGGAACAGAUUACCGACAAGUAAUCAGUAUAAUUGAUCCAAGUUUCUAUGGAACUAACAAACUGACAUGCCUGUUGUUUGCAAGGGAUGAGGUUUCUUUACCACCAGUGAAGAUUGGCAGCAUUGUUCGCUUCCACAGACUACGAAUUGGUCUUCACAAUGGGGAACUGCAAGGCAUGAAAGCAUCAGGCUUCUCGUGGCUUGUCUUUGAUGGAAAUGCACAUGGGCCUCUCAUACAAAAAGCUUCCACUACAAAUUACACUUUCUGUGAUGUUGACCGAGAAAAAAUUAAACACUUACAGGAAUGGAUUAAAGUACAAGAGGAUCUAAAAAGCAAUGAACAAUCACAUUGUUUAGAAAAGAUUGUUCCUGGUGAAUAUUUCAACCUGGUCUGUCAGGUUGUGAGUGUUUGCUUAAUUGAGGAAAAUGUCUGUCUGCUUCUCCAGGUAUGGGAUGGAACCUGUCCUAAUUAUAAAAUUUGUAAUGUGGAAACAGGAGCAAAAGACUUUGACAUGAGAACCAAUCAAGAACUUCUGGAAAAAGCCUCUGACUACAUUUAUGAUAUUUGCCUUUUUGAUGAUCAUGUCAAGAAAGCUGGGAAUAUUCAACCAGGAACAUUUGUGAAACUAUACAAUCUUCAUGCUGCUAAAUACAAGAAUGAAGAGAACUCUGAGGGAGUGUCAGUAUCAGAAACCCUGGAAUUGGUCCUUCAUCGUGGAUCAUCAUAUGGUCGAGGCAUGAAGGUUCUCCUUAAUUCAGACCCAGAGGCCUGCACUCUACGUGGGAAGCUGCAACAAAUAUCUCAAAGGCCAGAGAAACGCCCAAGACAUAGUUCACCUCCUUCCAGACAGUCAACAGAGACAAGGGAACCUCAGCCUGGUUGUAGCACUGAUAAUGUUUCGCGAUUUCAAUCCAAAGAGAGCAGUAGAAAAGGUGAUUUCAGUUCUGCAAGCAAAAUUCCAUGCUUGACUGGCAGUCAACCUGAAGUAUUAAGCAACCCAGUCUCUGAUUCUUCUAACCCAACUCAACAAACAUCACUAUCAAAUUAUUGCAUGAUUUCUACAAUCUCAGUUAUUGAUGGUCAUCACAAUACACAGUUUUCAAAAAUUUUAGACAUAAUUGAAUGCAAACAUCCUUCAAAAUUCCGUCUACUUACUAGAGUCCUUGAUUAUUUCCCUCAAAUUGAUGCAUCACCCAAUUUCAUUAAACUCUACUGUCCUCAGUGUCACUACAAUGUUGGCUCAGACAAAGAAAAAUAUAAAAGGUUCUUCUUACCAAACAAUUUUGUCAAAGGCCCAAAGUGUCCAGAAUGUCAAGCAAGUAAAAAAACUGCACCUUAUUUACAAUACAUUUUCAAACUAAAGCUGCUGCUCACUGAUUCUCUUGGUUACAUGAUUGCAAAUUUAUGGAAGGAAGAUGCAGUAAAAUUCUUUGAUGGUUUGACUCCCCAAAUGGUGUUGAAUGACCAAGAUGCUUACAAUCAUUUGUUAGAUUUCUUGCACUUGAUGUGUCCUUCAAAGAGAGUGUUGUCUCAGCGACCAAUGAUGGAAUGUUGCAUCAAAUCUUAUUCCAAUGCUGAAUCAUCUUCAAUUUGCUAUCAAUUAUUUGAUACUAUCCUUGUCAAAUAA
Acanthosepion pharaonis is the source of this 1857-nucleotide messenger RNA. Lineage: Eukaryota; Metazoa; Mollusca; Cephalopoda; Sepiida; Sepiidae. The record is from the annotation of a GenBank genome assembly.